Molecule: messenger RNA, 5562 nt
Organism: Paramuricea clavata
Lineage: Eukaryota; Metazoa; Cnidaria; Anthozoa; Malacalcyonacea; Plexauridae
Source: the annotation of a GenBank genome assembly
CAAGCCCUGGACAAAUAAGAACAAGAGUGGCAUGAGAGUUGAUUAAGUCUUUUUUUUACAGUUGUUGUUUGUUUUUAGUAUUUCCUGAAGAACAUCUUAGCAAUCCUUCAAUCGGUGAAGGCUCACGAAGAUGGCUCGGCAGCAAAACAACCACAAAAACCAGCCCCUGUUGCAGUACGUCUUUCUUAUCUGAGCACUGUAUUCUUAUUUGAUUUAUCCGUAAUGUGAUUUAUCUUUCAUUGGUUGGCUAAAUUUUCUCAACUUUAAUAUCAUCCAGGAGGUGCCCAAGAAGAAAGCGGCAAUGCCUGUGUCAUACAACAGAUAUGAUCAGGAAAGAUUCAAUCGAAAAGAAGGUAAGAAUUUAGCCUGUAUGUCAGACGAUUUCUUCUUCCACAGAUGCCAACAAAGGAAGUGUAAGAGACCUUUCAGAAUGAUACUAUUCAUGAUUUUACUUGUCAGGGGCAGAGUGUUGGCAAUCAGCGGGUUAAUUCAAAGUAUUCUCACAUUAUAGAAACGGAAGGAUUUAACAUCGAUACAAUGGGAACAUAUCAUGGCUUGAGUUUGGAUCGCGUAAAGGUAAGAUCUCCGUACCCAAGAGGUAUAACCAACGGUUUACCGUAUAUGCAUUAUACGAUGUUAUGUGUGAUAAUCAUAUUCCCAUGACAAAAUAACUCAGUUGAGGGGCUUUCUUGCAGGAAGGUGUACAUAAAACAGAGCAAAAACGAUCGUCGCAUUCGUCCAACCAACAAAGACCUUCAAAAUCUCAUUCUUCGGGUAAUUUCUUGUGUAUUAACUAUUAUACUGUGUAUACAGCGCUUGGAUUUGGGUAGCUUUAAUACUGUAAUCAGGGUUCGAUUUAGCGACUCGCUAUUCGCAAUUUGCGAAUGUAAAUUCGCUUUUUGCGAACGCAAAAUCAUCCAUUUUGCGAAUGACGUUUCGAAAAAACAGGUUGAUGUUCACAAUCACUUCGAAUGUAUUUUACUAUAAUGAAAGAUAUAGAGUAUUUUGCUGACUAUUAUUGCAAUUUUGUACUAAAAAGAUGUGUGAAAUUAAGAAUAUGGCUACAAUUUCUUCAGAAAAUUUACGAAAUUCGCUAGGAAACGACCGCCAUUUUGGUUUUUGCAAGCAGUGUUUCCACUUUUUAAAACUAAAAUUUCCUCAAAUUUUCCAAAAGGAAAUUUGCGGAUCGAUGUUUCCUGUCUGAGCCACAGGAUAUCGAACGACAGAAAUUAACAUUACAAUAAAGUUAACAAUUAUUUGAAUUUUCUUAACCAACCACAAAUAACUGUGUGCACAUCAACUGUAGUUUUACACAUUUGAAAUAGUAAUUAACAUAUAAUUUUGAUGAAAUAAAGAAGAGUGUAAUCAUUACGAGAAAUCCCCCCAGAAAUGUACACUAUCUCUUUAUGACUCACUCGUUUUGAAUUUUUGUUACUCACAUGUUCACGACGCUUGCCUUGGUCGGACCUCUACUCGAGGUCUUAAAAUAAUUGAGGAGAAAGUGCUACCUUUACUUUGACAUCAGUAAAUGGUUAGGUACCUCGGAUCUCUUAUCAAUUGAGCAAUAGCCUGUUGGGAAAUCCGCUCACCAAUGAGUGAGAAAACUCAAUAAACUCAAACUAAACUUAUAUUUAUAGUUCAACAGAAACCUGCUCCACAGAUACCACAAAAGAGAGGUACAGUCACUGAACUAUUUUGAUCUAGGCAAGAAGAACAAAACCCAUCACCACAGCUAGAAAGAGCAUGUUAAGAUUAGUAAAAUUGUAAAGUUUGGUUGCGAAAUGUUGUAAAAUGCAGAAAAUGUAGCCCUGCGAAAUUUGCAAAUUUUGUAUUAAUUUGUAUUACGCGCGGGAAAAUGCACCGCAUUUGGGCCGAAAGUGGUGCAACUUCCCGUGCGUAUUACAAAUUAAUACAAAAUUUGCAAAUUUCGUAGGGCUAUAUUUUCCUCAUUUUACAACAUUUCGCAACCAAACUUUGCAAUUUUACUAAUUUUAACAUGCUCUUUCUAGCUGUGGUGAUGGAUUUUUUUCUUCUUGCCCAGAUCAAAAUUUAGUCCAUAGCUAGAAUCAUCCAUUAGGUUGUAGUUGAUUAGCAUGAUUAUGACAGUUACGAUCAUGUACUGACAUUGACACUCACUACUUUCAGAAUCUCGUACUCCUAUAAUCAUUGUUCCUGCUGGUGCAACGUCUUUAAUCACCUUAUUCAACUGUAAAGAUCUACUUCAAGAUUUCAGGUAUGGCAAGCUGGAAUCAUAGAUAUCGCAGACUUUCAUCGUACCAAGAUGGCUAAGAAGUUCUUCUUCUUGCUGAGAAGUUUUUUUCAUUUUCCUUUAAGGUUCGUGACUGCAGAUGAAAAGAAACAAAAUGGCACUCGAAAAGAGAGCGAAGUGUUGAUACAACGUCGUAAGGAAGCGACAGUUCACGGAGCUCCAGGCACUGUCACUGUUCCAUACAGAGUUAUUGAUAGUACACAAAGACUUCAGCCUAACGAUUGGUAAGUCUCGAAAUUCUCCAUAUUUACCCAAUCAUGCUCCUCAUGCUGGCGUGACAUUAGUAUAUGUACUGUACAACAACUUGUGGUCAUGCAGACAGGGGUGGAAAAAAUAGGCGAGAACUGCUCGCAGGAAAUGUUAAACAGCUGCAGGAAAUUCAUUUGAAUGAAGAUUUGCUAUUGAAAAUUUGAAGGAAACCUUAACACCCAUGUCCCACUAUGGGCACAACAACAUAUGGUUGACAGACAUUAUUCCUUGAAUUUAAAACCAUGGUCAGCUAGAACACUAUAUGUUUAUGCACAUGCAGAUUUAGCACAAAAAUACUCCGUUGGUCUGCAGGAAAUUUGUGUCUCCAGGUUGUGCUCCCAGGAAGAAAAUUAUUUUUUCCUGCGCUGCUUGCAGAGCUCGAUAACUGGACUCUUACUAAUGACCUCUUACUGGACCUCUUGGGAGCUAUCCAGCAUAAAUUUCAACAUUUUUCUUUUAAAGGAAUCGUGUCGUGGCUGUAUUUGUCCAAGGACCAACGUGGCAAUUUAAAGGAUGGCCCUGGCUCGCCAGUGAUGGCUCGCCUGUGAACAUCUUUACAAAAGGUGAAACUUGUGAUGUUUCCUUAAAUGCCUCCUUGUUUGCCCACCCUCAAAACAUCGGUGCCGGUAUGCAGAAAAAUUCUUCUCUGGACCGAAAAUUGUUGCCCAACAAAUCCAGAAACAUCUUUGGUUUGGCGCCCUGUAAAUGAACCGUGAUUGAUAUUCUCCUGUUUUUCGUUCUGUAGUAAAAGCAUUCAACCUCAAAUUUGAUGGAGUGGAAACCGAUGCCAACGUUAAGAAGUGGGACGUUCAUGUCUUAACCGUAAGUAUUGGAAAAUUGAAAAUGUGAAUUUUGUUACCUUGAAAUGCUUUGCCAUUGAACUUGGGUCAGUUAAUUGGGUGUUUCUCUUGUAGAUAAGUCGCAGCAAACGUCAUCUCGAUCGUGCCUCAAUGUUGAAAUUUUGGGAGGCUCUAGAUAAGUAAGUCAUACAAUAUAAUCAUCAAUAGAUCAAGAAUAGUUCGUUAUAACAGUUCUAAACUCUUCUUCCUAGAGGUCCAGUCCAGUAAUGGACCAUCCCUUCAUAGUUACACAAGCAAUUUUGUAUGCCUUCAUUAUCAUCGCUUUGAUUGUAGAAAUAUUAUAUUUUAUAGGUUUAUCAUAAAAACCAAACCUCAAUUGAGAUACUGAGCCGAACGUGUCCAUGAAGUACAAGAACCGAACGAUUUUUAACGAAAUAGAGGACAAUCUGUGUGAUUCGUGCCUGAGACAAUAAAAACUAUUUACCCAAAAGUACGAUGAUUCUAAGACUAAGUACAAGAAUAACAGUGCAUGCUGUCAAUAAAAAUUAAAGCGCUUGCAUCGUAGUCAAUAGACCUUUCCCCUUCUUAUUACGUUUUCGUAGCGCUUUGCAUUGUGGUUAUAGUGGUAUCACUGAUAAAGAUAGUGGCCUCGAAUGAAAAUAUUGAAUGUUUUCGCGAAUAUUUUGCUGUUGGCUAUCGCGCACCUGACCCUAGCUUUUUUAAAAAAGUUCUUGCACGGGUCAGGACAAAAAAUAAGCCAUCUUGAAUAUCAGUGAUACCAUUAUAACCACAAUGCAAAGCGCUACGAAAACGUAAUAAGGGAAAAGGUCUAUUAGCCUUUCUCACGGCCGAUUUUCCCGCCAUUUUUUGGGUACUGCGUCUCCCACGUUUGAGAGUCUCCGCACCACGAAAAACAACUUUUUAGUAUUGUAGUUGUUUGUAUAAUGGUAAAUUUCCAAUUACAACUUUUAAAAGUCCUUUUCACAUUGUUUGAAUGGACCAUUUGCAUUAUAGACUAAAUUUUGAUCUAAAUAAGUCUAGACAAAAAUUUCAUCACAGCUUGAAAGAGCAUCACAAAAUUAGUAAUAUUCAAAAGUUUCGUUGCGAAAUGUUGUAAAAUACGGAUAAUAUAGCCUUGCGAAGCUUGCCGUUUUUCAGUCAUUUUGCAUUACGCGGGGGAAACUGACAGCCCAAUACCCUUUGGGGCUAUCAAUUUCCCGUUUGUAAUACAAAAUGACUGAAAAACGGCAAACUUCGCAGGGAUAUAUUAUCCGCAUUUUACAACAUUUUGCAACGAAACUUUGGAAUAUUACUAAUUUUGUGAUGCUCUUUCAAGCUGUGAUGAAAUUUUUGUCUAGAUCAAAAUUUAGUCUAUAAUGCAAAAAUGGUCCAUUGACUAAAGCCGGUGACAGACGAGCAAGUUUUCAAGAGCAAGUUUUCAAUGACAAGUUUUUAUGUGACAAGUUUUAUUUGCUCGUCUGUACGCGCAACUUUGACAAUUUUUUCUAUGACAAGUGCACUUGUUCAAAAGCUAGCAUGCUAGCUUUUGAAGGACUUGAAGAAGUCCACUUGUCAUAGAAAAAUUGUCAAUGUACAAAUUUUGUUCGUCUGUAUGGGUCAACAACACUCUCCUCCGCAGAGUCUGAAUUAUAUAGGAUUUGUAGGAAUAGUAAAGGAUAUUUAGUGAUGCGCGAUGGGGGGAUCGAUGGUUGACAAAAUGUAAUCCUUACGUAGCUUCCGUCUUCCCAUCAUACCUUGCGUAAUUUGUCCUCCCCCCUUAAUAUUACGCAAUUUUACUAAAAAUUCGUAAGGCUCUGCGGAGGAGAGUGGGUCAACAAAGAAAACUUAUCAAAGUCCUGUCAUAUUGCGGCGAUAAACACCUUUUUCUGACACGUUCACACCAGUAAAUAAAACUUGUCAUAUGAAAACUUGUCAUAUAAAAUUUGUUGCAUAUACACACGUGCACUUGGCAAAUAAAACUUGUCACAUAAAAACUUGUCAUAGAAAACUUGCUCGUCUAGAACCGGCUUUAUGCUUGCGCGAAAGACUGUGAUACUCAAAAACAGAACUACGAACGGUUUAAAGUGUAUUGCCAGUAAGGUUAAAGAUUUUUCGUGGAUAUAAUUACUGUAGGAAAGUUUAAACUGGUAAUUGGAAUGAUUGUAGUUUAAGUUAUUGGACACAAUUAGUUAUAAUUGUACUGAAAUUGUAAGAAUCCAUUAUUAAAAAGACAAGUAUGAAAAA